This is a messenger RNA of Ustilaginoidea virens, 1335 nucleotides long. RefSeq lists its product as uncharacterized. Gene Ontology annotation, molecular function: polygalacturonase activity. Lineage: Eukaryota; Fungi; Ascomycota; Sordariomycetes; Hypocreales; Clavicipitaceae. The record is from RefSeq and is a predicted model, not a curated record. Bases 1 to 1335 code for a protein of 444 amino acids. Gene Ontology annotation, biological process: carbohydrate metabolic process. The transcript has 5 exons.
AUGCACCGCAACCGCCUAGGCGCCGUCCUGGUACGGGCGCUGACGCUGACGCUGACGCUGGUGCCGACCCUCGCAAGCGCGGGCGCCGGCUUCCAGCGCCCCGACCUCUGGCCGCACCCGUUCGGCCCCGGCAGUCCCCGUGGCGCCUCCCUUCCACGCGACCCGGCCAGGCGGUGCGUCGUGGUGCCCAGCCGCCCCGGCGAGGACGACGCGCCCGCCAUCCUGGCGGCCUUCCGGCGCUGCAACCGCGGGGGCACCGUGGUGCUCGACGCCGCCUACACGCUCGCGUCGCCGCUUGACCUGACCUUUCUGGACGGCGUCGACGUGGCCCUCUCGGGGUCCGUCACCUUUAGCGACGACAUCCCGUACUGGACGGCGCACGCGUUCCGCUACGCGUUCCAGGACCAGGCCGCCUUCUGGAGGUUCGGCGGCCGCGACGUCCACAUCUUCGGCCGCGGCCGCGGCCUGCUCGACGGCAACGGCCAGGCCUGGUACGACGCCUUUGCCGCCGACCCCUUGCUCCGCCGACCCGUGCUGCUGGUCCUCGACGGCCUGCACGGCGGGUCCGUCUCGGGCAUCCGCAUGACGAACCCCCCCGGGUGGUUCAACCUCGUGGCCAACAGCUCCGACAUCCUCGUCAGCGACAUGAAGCUAGACGCCCAGAGCGCCAGCAGCAACCCGGCCAAGAACACCGACGGCUGGGACACGUACCGCUCCGACGCCGUCGUCAUCCAGGACUCGGUCGUCAGCAACGGCGACGACUGCGUCUCGUUCAAGCCCAACACGACCAACUGCGUCGUCCAGGGCCUGCGCUGCUCCGGCUCGCACGGCAUCUCCGUCGGCUCGCUGGGCCAGUACGCCGGCCGCGUCGACGUCGUGCAAAACGUCUACGUGUACAACGUCACCAUGCGGGACGCCAGCGCCGCCGCCCGCAUCAAGGUCUGGCCCGGCGCCCCGACCGACUUCCAGCCCGCGCUGCGCGGCGGCGGCGGCUCCGGAACCGUCCGCAACGUCACCUACGACUCGGUGCGCAGCCGCAACGCCGACCUGGCCAUCGAGCUCACCCAGUGCUACGGCACCAAAAACCUGACUGCCUGCAUGGAACGUCCGUCCGACGUGGCGAUAUCCGACGUUGUCUUCAAGAACAUGUGGGGGCAGACGUCGGCGAAGCAUGACCCGGUUAUCGGCUCGCUCAUCUGCAGCGACCCCUCUAGGUGCUCCAACAUCCAGGUUGACGGCGUCACCGUUCAUCCUCCUUCUGGAAGGCCCGCCCGGAUGACGUGCCUGAACAUUGACGCCAAGCUUGUCGGUAUCGACUGCGUUGCCGCCAAGUGA